Molecule: messenger RNA, 7308 nt
Organism: Molossus molossus (Pallas's mastiff bat)
Lineage: Eukaryota; Metazoa; Chordata; Mammalia; Chiroptera; Molossidae
Gene: FREM1
Product: FRAS1 related extracellular matrix 1
Exons: 37
Coding region: 765-7298 (2177 amino acids)
Biological process (GO): cell communication
Cellular component (GO): membrane
Source: RefSeq, a predicted model, not a curated record
AGCACAUAACUAAUAGUGAGAAAGGAAGCUGGGGAGAGACAAGGAGGAGAAGCAACCGAUCUCAUUAACAAGAGCUCAGUUUUGUCCCCGCGGACCCAGCCAGCAGAAGGGACUGACGAGCCGUGGCUCUGCCAGGGAGGUCGGGCUCCCUGCGGACAGUGGCAUCCUCUAUCUGCCUGCUCAGGGGGCGACCUGAGGCUCGGCCGGCCGUCGGGAAGUUUGCAGAACCGCACCAGCAGCAGCCUUGGAGAGGACCCGCCAGGACAGUGAAGUGUGUAUCUGAAUUUCAAUUCUAUAUUUUCUUGUUGGGAGGGCUAAUGGACUUUUAGUACAAAGAAAGUUCAAACUCAGCUGACCUGAAAGACUGGAAUUUCAGCUCUUUCCCUCCCUGGGUUGUUUUUCCUCCCCCUUCCUCUCAAAGCUCUUUAAACCAGAGAUUAACCGGUCAGUGACUGUGAUCCCGCCAAGGGUCUCUAACUUUGGGGCUUGGAAAGGAAAACCACUACCUGAUUAAAAAAGCACAUUAAUCUCGCCAGCGUUGUCAGGAGUGAUCAGCAAGUUUUAUUAAAAGCCCUGGGGUUCCCUGAAAGGCCUCCUUGUCUGAGUUGGCAAUGAAAGAGGCAUGUUAAGAUCUUGGGGCACAUUGUCAGGACCCUUUGCCCUGCCCCUUGGACUAUGAGCUGACGUCCCCGGAAGAAGCACAGAAGCCCUCCUUUGUUGAAGGGAUUUCACCGGUGGACGGAAGCGAGCUGGCCCCUGUCGGCAUGAACUUUUUGAACUGGGGUGGGCUGAAGGCCCUGCUGCUGCUCCUCCUGGGCUGGGCCAGCCCCACCUUCAUCAGCGUGAACCGGGGGAUCAGGGUGAUGAAGGGCAGCUCUGCCUUCCUGUCGGGAGAGGACCUGAAGUUUGCUAUCCCCAAAGAGAAAGAUGCUUGCAAAGUAGAAGUUGUGAUGAACGAGCCAAUAACCCAGAGGGUUGGGAAACUCACUCCACAGGUCUUUGACUGCCAUUUCCUUCCCAAUGAAGUCAAGUAUAUUCACAACGGUUGUCCAAUUCUUGAUGAAGACACAGUGAAGCUUAGACUUUACAGGUUUACUGAGACAGACACCUUCACGGAAACCUUUAUCCUGCGGGUCUAUCUCCUGGAACCAGACUGUAACAUCAUCCGAAUGAGUAACAAUGUAUUGGAGGUGUCUGAAUUCUACGGCCUGUCCCGAGCCAUUGAUAAGAACCUGCUUAGAUUUGAUUAUGAUAGGACGGCCAGCCUGGAGUGUACAGUCAGGCUGGACCCUGUGGGAACUUGGCUGCCAGCCCAUGGCCAGGUGGUUGUGGUAGAGCCUCAGCCGGAAGAGCCUCGUGGAGAUCAGCCACACAGUUUUUUCCCUAAGUCUCAACUGGGAACAGAACUCAAGUGUCCAGGUGGAAGCUGUACCCUGGGCCUGAAGAAACUAGGAAGUCUCAAGGUGAGCUGUGAGGAGUUCCUGCUGAUGGGGCUUCGAUACCAACAUAAGGACCCUCCUUCUCCCAACAUUGAUUAUAUCUCCAUCCAACUGGACCUCACAGAUAGCAGGAGUAAGAUUGUAUACAAGUCAGAGAGUGCGUGGUUGCCCGUCUAUGUGAGAGCUGGCAUUCCUAAUCAGAUUCCAAGGGCUGCAUUCAUGGCCACGUUUAUUCUGGAAGUGGAUCAGUUCAUCUUAACCUCUUUGACUACAUCGGCUCUGGACUGUGAAGAGGAUGAGACCCCCAAACCCUUGCUGGUGUUUAAUAUUACUAAAGCCCCAGUGCAGGGCUUUGUAACUCACCUGUGGGAUCACACCAGACCAGUCUCUUCAUUCACCUGGAAAGAUCUCAGUGAUUUGCAGAUUGCCUAUCGGCCACCAAACAGCAGCCAUUCUGAAAGGAGACAUUAUGAGGUGGAGUUGGAGGUAUACGACUUCUUCUUCGAAAGGAGCACACCAAUUACCGUCCACAUCUCCGUCAGAACGUCGGAUACGAAUGCCCCACGUGUGUCCUGGAACACAGGUCUGAAUCUCCUGGAGGGGCAGUCACGAGCCAUCACCUGGGAACAGUUUCAGAUUGUCGACAAUGAUGACAUUCGUGCGGUACAGCUCGUCACCGUGGACGGCCUGCAGCACGGGCGGCUCACAGUAAGAGGGGGGAAAGGAUUUCUCUUCACUGUGGCUGACCUGCAGGCUGGAGUUGUUCGCUAUCACCACGACGACAGCGACUCCACCAAAGACUUUGUGGUCUUCAGGAUAUUCGAUGGUCAUCACAGCAUCCGCCAUAAGUUUCCCAUCAACAUUCUGCCCAAAGAUGACAGUCCCCCGUUCCUCAUAAGUAAUGUUGUCAUUGACCUGGAGGAGGGGCAGACCGUACUGAUCCAGGGUUCUAUGCUGAGAGCUUCAGAUAUGGACUCCAGUGACGACUACAUCUUCUUCAAUAUCACGAGACCUCCUCAGGCUGGAGAGAUCAUGAAGAAGCCAGGACCAGGGCUGAUAGGUUAUCCUGUCCCUGGCUUCCUUCAGAGGGAUCUGUUUAAUGGCAUUAUUUACUAUCGUCACUUUGGUGGAGAAAUCUUUGAAGAUUCUUUUGAAUUUGUCCUUUGGGACAGCCACGAACCUCCAAAUCUCUCAGUGCCACAGGUGGUGACAAUUCAUAUCACUCCAGUGGAUGACCAGCUUCCGAAAGAGGCUCCUGGAGUUUCUCGGCACUUGGUUGUCAAGGAAACUGAGGUGGCCCACAUAACUAAGAAACAUCUACAUUUCAUAGAUACGGAAUCAUACGACAGGGGGCUGCUCUACACAAUAACAACUCCCCCAAUUUUCUCUUUCAGCCACAGACACUUGGACGCUGGGAAAUUAUUCAUGGUGGAUAGCAUACCAAAGCUAACCAAAAAUCCUGCAGCCCGGAGCUUGAAGUCAUUCACUCAGGAUGCUGUGAACUAUAUGAAAGUGGCCUACAUGCCACCAAUGAGCGAUAUAGGCCCCCAUCGGCAACACGUCCAGUUCACAUUUUCCAUCAGUAACCAGCAUGGCGGGACUUUGCAUGGGAUCUGCUUUAACAUCACGGUCCUUCCAGUGGACAACCAAGUUCCCGAGGUGUUCACCAAGCCCCUGAGCGUGGCUGAGGGAGGUCACUGUGUUCUCAGCACAGAGCACAUUCUGGUUUCCGAUGUGGAUACCAAACUGGACAACAUCUCCCUCUGCCUGCAGAGGCUGCCUCAGCACGGAAGGGUGGAGCUGGACGGAUUUCCUCUCAGCACCGGGGGCACCUUUUCUUGGGGAGAACUCCAUGCCUUAAAAGUUAGGUAUCAGCAUGAUGGAUCCGAGAUACUUCAGGAUGACAUGCUCUUGGAGGUCACAGACGGCACCAAUUCAGUUGAAUUUGUUCUGCACAUUGAGGUAUUCCCCAUCAAUGAUGAGCCACCGAUCCUAAAGUCUGACCUCAACCCCCAGAUGCAUUGUUCAGAGGGUGAUGAGGUGGUCAUCACCUCUGAAUACAUCUGUGCUACUGAUGCGGACAGUGAUGACUUGAAACUGCUGUUUGUGAUUUCUCGAGAGCCUCAGCAUGGGGUGGUGAGGAGAGCUGGAGUCACAGUUGAUCAGUUCUCUCAGGGAGAUGUUAUCUCAGGGGUGGUGACGUACAGACACACAGGUGGUGAGAUUGGCCUGGGGCCUUGUUAUGACACCAUUACGUUAGUGGUUUCGGAUGAAGAAGCAGGCCCUUUUGUGAAUGGCUGUUGCUACGAUGGACCUCAUCCAUCUGUUCCUCUUCAUAAGUCCUUUCCAGUGUAUGAUCUCAAUAUCACAGUACAUCCAGUGGACAACCAACCACCUUCAAUUGCAAUAGGUACCAUGUUCGUGGUAGAUGAGGGUUUCUCAGCAGCCCUCACCGUUAACCAUUUGUCAGCCACUGACCCUGACACGGCAGCAGAUGACUUGGAAUUUGUUUUGACUUCUUCUCCCCAGUUCGGUUACCUUGAAAACACCCUCCCUUCUGUGGGUUUUGAAAAAAGCAAUAUGGGCAUAAGUAUAGCUUCGUUUCAGUGGAAAGACAUGAAGGCUUUGCACGUUAACUACGUGCAGUCCAGGCACCUGAGGAUGGAGCCCACGGCCGACCAGUUCACGGUGUACGUCACAGACGGGAAGCGCCGCUCCCUGGAGAUACCAUUCUACGUUAUCAUCAACCCCACAAAUGACGAAGCUCCUGACUUUGUGGUGCAGAAUAUUACGGUGAGUGAAGGUCAGACGAAAGAGCUGGAUUCUUCCAUCAUCUGUGCUGCUGACCUGGAUGUUCCCGAGGACCCCUUGCUGUUCAGCAUCAUUCAUGAACCUCAGCAUGGCCUCCUCAUCAGUGGGGUGCUCAGCAGAGACUUGCCUCAGUAUAAGCAGCUAGCCAACCCUGGUCAGAAGCAUGAACUUGUUUACAACUUUUCCAUGGAACUUCUCAAGAAUGGAAUGAGGCUGAUGUAUGUGCAUGAUGACUCAGAGAACCUUGCUGAUGACUUCACAAUCCAGUUGUCAGAUGGGAAACAUAAAAUACUGAAGACCAUUUCAGUAGAGGUCACCCCAGUUAAUGAUGAGAAACCAGUGCUUACCAAGAAGGCUGGAAUUACAAUGAAUAUGGGUGAAACUCGGAUUAUUUCUAGUGCUGUUCUUUCAGCCAUAGAUGAAGACUCACCCAGGGAGAAGAUUUACUAUCUAUUUGAAAGGCUUCCCCAAAAUGGGCAACUUCAGCUUAAGAUAGGGAGGGACUGGGUCCCUCUCUACCCUGGCAUGAAGUGCACUCAGGAGGAAGUGGAUCUGAACUUGCUGAGAUACACACACACCGGGGCAGUGGAUUCCCAAAACCAAGACAGCUUCACCUUCUCCCUCUGGGAUGGCGACAACAGGUCACCUGCAUUUGACUGUCAGAUCACCAUCAACGAUAUGGGAAAAGGUGAUAUCGCCAUCCUUGCAAAACCACUUGUGGUGCCUAAAGGUGACAGAGGUUUCUUGACGACCGCCACUCUCCUUGCUGUGGAUGGGACAGACAAGCCCGAGGAGCUGCUGUACGUCGUCACCUCCCCGCCGCGCUACGGCCAGGUGGAGUAUGUCCGCUAUCCCGGAGUCCCCAUUACAAGUUUCAGCCAAAUGGACAUAGCAGCACAGACGGUCUGCUACGUACAUAAGAGGAAGACACCUGCUCCCAGUGACACAUUCAGAUUCAUUGUCAGCAAUGGACUGCAGACCAAGCAUGGGGCGUUUGAGAUCAUACUGGAGACUGUGGACAGAGCCUUACCCGUGGUGACCAGGAACAAGGGGUUGAGACUGGCCCAAGGGGCCACAGGCCUGCUUUCCCCUGACCUCCUUCAGCUGACCGACGCUGACACCCCGGUGGAGAACCUCACCUUCCUUCUGGCCCAGCUCCCACAGCACGGCCGGCUCUGCCUGCGGGGCACGGUGCUGCGCCAGCACAAUUUCACGCAGCAGGACAUUGACCGCGGGAACGUGGCCUACAGGCACUCGGGAGGGGACGCCCGCACGGAUAGCUUUACUUUUGUGGCCACAGAUAGGACAAACCAAGGCUUUGUCGUGAAUGGGAGAGUAUGGCAGGAACCUGUUUCAUUCACCAUCCAGGUGGACCCAUUGGACAGAACAGCCCCCCACCUCACACACUUGCGUUCCCCUUCUCAAGUGGGGCUUCUGAAAAAUGGCUGUUACGGGAUUUACAUCACUUCUCGUGUGUUGAAGGCAUCGGACCCUGACACCGACGACGAUCAGAUUAUCUUUAAGAUUUUACGGGGCCCCCAACAUGGACAUCUGGAGAACACAACAGGUGAAUUUAUCCAUGAGAAAUUUAGCCAAAAGGACUUAAACAGUAAGACCAUUCUUUACAUCAUAAACGCAUCUUUGGAAUUUAAUUCAGAUACCAUGGAAUUUCAAAUCAUGGACCCUACAGGGAACUCGGCCACUCCUCAAAUUUUGGAACUGAAGUGGUCUCACAUUGAGUGGUCACAAACUGAAUAUGAGGUCUGUGAGAACGUGGGGGUGUUGCCCUUGGAAAUCACCAGACGGGGCUAUUCCAUGGACUCGGCCUUCGUGAGUGUAAAGGUCAACCAAGUGUCAGCUACAGUUGGAAAAGAUUUUACAGUGACUCCAUCUAAACUGAUUCAGUUUGACCCAGGAAUGUCAACUAAGAUGUGGAAUAUAGCAAUUACCUAUGACGGAUUAGAGGAAGAUGAUGAGGCCUUUGAAGUAAUUCUGAACUCCCCUGUGAAUGCGGUUCUUGGCACAAAGACAAAAGCUGCAGUGAAAAUUUUGGACUCAAAAGGAGGACAGUGCCAUCCUUCAUACUCCUUCAGCCUAAACAAGCACAACGCAUGGAAGAAGGGCAUUUGGCACCCGCUGUCCUCAGGGUCUUCCUCCCCCACCAUUUCUGGUUCCUUUCAUCUGGAAAGAAGACCUCUUCCAUCUUCCAAGCGGCUAGCAGUCAACAGGGGAGACACCCCACAGGGCUUUGAUUCUACAGAUCUUUAUGGAAUGAAGCUUAGAACCCGAGGGAAUGGCAGAACAGUUCGUCCAUCCUCUGUUUAUAGAAAUGGGACAGACAUCAUCUAUAAUUAUCAUGGAACGGUGUCUCUGCAGCUGGAGGAUGACAGUUCCCCGAGUCCCAGAAGGAAGACCAAAGUGUCCACUAUUAGUCGGCCACAAAAAUCCUUCAAAGUGGCUGGACUGCCUCAGGCAGAGAAGGUGGAAUCCACAGCCAGCUCACACUUCCCCAGACAGGGCCAUUUGCCCUCAUUCCCAAGGAACUGCACGCGGGAAUUGAAGGGACUCUUCCAUUUCGAAGAACACCUCCGAAAGCUGUACAAGUGCAAUGGGAUUGCCUGGACAGCGUGGAGCCCCCAAACCAAGGAGGCGGAAGACAAAUCCUGUCCAGCUGGGUGGCACCAUCACUCAGGCUACUGCCACUCCCUGAUCACAGAACUGAAAGUCACGUGGAACACAGCGGCCCGCGCUUGCAGGGAACAUCACCUGGGCAGCCUUGUGACUGUCCUGUCCAGGCAGCACAUGCAGUGGCUCUGGGACUUCAGCGGAAGGACGCCCUUCUGGAUAGGUUUGAAUGAAAAAGUGCAUGCUGGCCACUGGGAGUGGAUUGGCGGCGAACCUGUCACCUUCACCAACUGGAGGAGAGGUCCCCCUCGACGUUCAAAGCCUGGCACGAACUGUGUUUUGGUUCAACGACAAGGAAAAUGGCAAACAAAGGACUGUGGGAAGGGCAAAGCUCACAAUUAUGUGUGUUCUUGGAAACUCUAAAUGUCACUGG